Fraxinus pennsylvanica is the source of this 543-nucleotide messenger RNA. NCBI's taxonomy places the organism in Eukaryota, Viridiplantae, Streptophyta, Magnoliopsida, Lamiales, Oleaceae. The record is from the annotation of a GenBank genome assembly.
AUGAGCCAAAUUACGAAACAGAUUUUUGAUGGAAAUCCGGAGUUCUUCCCAAUUAAGCCUACUGAUUAUGGACGAUUUUUAGUAAUCUCAGUGGGCACUGGCUCGUCCAAGGUAGAAAAUAAAUAUGAUGCUAAAAAAGCAGCCAAAUGGGGUCUUUUAGGAUGGUUGCUCAAUGGAGGUUCCAAUCCAAUAGUGGAUGUUUUCACUCAAGCCAGCGCUGACAUGGUGGAUUUACAUAUUUCUGCUCUUUUUCAAGCACUACAUUCGGAAGAAAACUACCUUAGAAUUCAAGACGACACUUUGACGGGAACAACUUCUUCCGUCGAUGGUGCAACGAAGGAGAACUUGAACAAACUAGUCGAAAUUGGGAAAAGUUUAUUGAAGAAAGCAGUUUCAAGGGUUAAUUUGGAUUCAGGUCUAUUCGAGCCAAUUGUAAAGGGUGGAACAAAUGAGGAUGCUUUGAAGAAGUUUGCAAAAUUACUUUCAGAAGAAAGAAGGCUUCGGGAAUUAAAAUCACCUUUCGACAAGAAAUGCUCAAAUUAA